AUGCAGGCAGAACAUACCAGUGCUGAUACAAGAGGGACUGUAAGAGCAACAAAUUGGCAAGGCUCGCCGUUGAUUCCGCUGCCGAAUCCACUUUUUCCUUCUCCGGCUCCGUGGAUCGUGGGCCAUGUGGGCCAUGGCGUGGCUGAGCAUGACAGUGACAGACGCAAUAUCCCUUGA
This is a messenger RNA of Colletotrichum truncatum, 177 nucleotides long. The record is from RefSeq and is a predicted model, not a curated record. NCBI's taxonomy places the organism in Eukaryota, Fungi, Ascomycota, Sordariomycetes, Glomerellales, Glomerellaceae.